AUGCGGUUAAUAUCGCUUCUCACCUGCUUUGUCGCCUUCCUGGCGCCAAUGGCAUCCGCCCUGAAGCUCCUCGAAUCUAAUGCGCUCAGUGUUUGCAUGGAAAGUAGCAACUUCACGGCAACAUAUUUCAACGUUGUCUUCUACCCAGGCAACAACUCCCUUGUGAUCGGCUUCGAUGGUGUUUCCUACAUCACGGGUAAGGUCGUUGCGGAGAUGACUCUGACCGCGUACGGAUACGAGGCGUACUCCAAGACCCUGAAUCCUUGUGAAAUUGACGGCAUGGGCAUGUGUCCUAUGGCCGCUGGUCCCAUGGAUUUGGGUCCUCUUUCGCUCGACCUGCCAGGUGACACGGCUAGCAGCAUUCCAGGCAUUGCCUACACUGUACCCGAUCUUGAUGCGAAUGUUCGAAUUGUCAUCAAGACGGCCGACACGAAAGAAAAGAUUGCUUGUGUUGAGGCAUCGCUUUCCAAUGGUCAAACCGUAUAUCAAGUUGGAGUCGCGUGGACAACAGCCAUUAUAUCAGGCUUAGGUCUAGCUGCAUCUGCGAUUACCUCUGGACUUGGUCAUUCCAACACCGCAGCUCACGUUGCGGCGAACGCGCUGUCUCUCUUCGGUUUCAUGCAAUCGCAAGCCAUGAUUGGCAUGACUUCGGUUCACAUGCCCCCAAUUGUGCAGUCUUGGACCCAGAACUUCCAAUGGAGUAUGGGUAUCAUCGAUAUUGGAUUCAUUCAGACCAUUGCUACUUGGUACCAGCGGGCGACCGGUGGAACCCCGUCGACUGUCUUCUCGCAGCUUGGAGAUACUUCCGUGGAGGUCCUGAAGCGUCGCAAGCGUGAUCUGGCCGAUUCCGCAAUGGGCAUAGUCAAGAGAUCCGCUGGAACAUUGGUUAAGCGUGCAACCGGAAUGGCCAAGAGAGCCGACUCGAGCCAGAAACUCCUUGUCAUCCGAGGAAUCGAGCGUGUUGGUUUCCGCGCUAACAUCGAAGCAACAAACAUUUUCAUGACUGGUCUUAUCUUCUUUGCUGCCUUCGUGAUUAUCGUCGUCAUCAUUGUUGCAGCAUUCAAGGGAAUCACCGAAUUGCUCGUCAAGCACGGCAAGAUGAAGCCCGAGCGCUUCCAGGACUUCCGCAAUGGAUGGAGAGUUGUGCUGCGUGGUAUUCUCUUCCGACUGACUCUCAUCGGCUUCCCCCAAAUGACCGUCCUUUGCUUGUGGGAGUUUACCCAGCGUGAUUCGGCUGCUGAGGUUGUCCUUGCAGUGGUCAUGAUUCUCUCUAUGCUGAUCUCCCUGGGAUGGGCUUCGCAGAAGGUGAUCCGUCUCGCAAAGCGCUCCGUUACCAUGCACAAGAACCCCGCCUACAUUUUGUACUCCGACCCAUCCUGCCUCAACAAGUGGGGCUUCUUGUACGUACAGUACCGUGCGACCGCCUACUACUUUGUUGUCCCAUUCCUCAUCUACACCCUUAUCAAGGGUAUGUUCAUUGGUCUGAGUCAGCCUGCGCCAGUUGUCCAGACUGUCGCUCUCUUGGUGCUCGAGCUUGCCAUGCUUGUUGCCGUCUGCGUUCUUCGUCCGUGGAUGGACAAGAAAACCAACGUCUUCAACAUCUCCAUUGCAGUGAUUAACUUCAUCAACUCGAUCUUCCUCCUGGUUUUCUCUGAUGUGUUCAACCCUCCCGGAAUGAUGAUUGGUGUGAUGGGUGUGAUCUUCUUCGUUUACAAUGCCGUCUUCGCCUUGAUCCUCUUGAUCCUCGUUCUGAUCGCCUCGGUCUACGCCGUUAUUUCCAAGGACCCUGAUACUCGCUACCAGCCUAUGCGCGACGACCGUGGCUCUUUCAUCAAGUCUCAGACCCAACUCACCACUGAGCUGGAUGCCCUAGGUGCUACAGCACGUGGUGACUCCAAGCCCGGAGAGUACCACAACAACCCAUUCGACGAUGACACUGCUUCCAUCUCCAGUGGAAAUGGCGCUAGCGUUGGCCAUCAAAUGCAAACCACCCAAACCACCCACCAACAGCAUUCUGUCACUCAGGCUCCCCGGUCACCCGUUGACCCAUCCGUGCCGCUCUUCCCCAGCAACGUCUCGGGCCACCACGCUCCUCCAGGAUAUGACCAGUACGGUCGCGCACCUUCACCUGCCCCCCGGAGCUUCGAUAACAACUCCCCGGUUGGGCAAUCUGCUUUGUCGGCAAAUUACCGAGCUCAAAAUAACGCCAGUCCAUGGCAGCGGGGCGCUGGCUACGACCACUAA
This is a messenger RNA of Penicillium olsonii, 2244 nucleotides long. NCBI's taxonomy places the organism in Eukaryota, Fungi, Ascomycota, Eurotiomycetes, Eurotiales, Aspergillaceae. The record is from the annotation of a GenBank genome assembly.